AUGUUACUGUCCAUCCAAGUUUCUCUAGUCGUCUAUACUUUAGCUUUACAAGUAUACUCUUAUGGUUUAGAUAUCGAUCUUAAUCAGCCAGCUUCUCCUGCUGAGGAGCCAACAACUGCAGAAAUGAUGAAAUCCACCGAUCAAAGAAACUAUACAAUCAUCAAGGUGUCACAGCCUCCAAAGAAGCAAAAAACGAAAGAGCAACGUUUAUCAAAGAAAAUCAGACAAAAGAAUUGGUAUAACAAAUUAAAAAAGGACCCUAAGAAGUACGAAGUAUUUUUGAAGCAAAAGGCGGAUUACAGAAAAAAUUGGUAUAGCAAUUUUGAUGAAAGCAGAAAGAAGGAAUUCCGAGCUGAGAAACGUAAGGGACAAUUAGCUUACAAGCAGCGUAAACUGGAAAAGGACCCUAAUUUUAAGCCUUUCGAUCGAAGAAAAGAAUUACGAAAACGUGUACGUGAGGGGACUGCAACGAAAGAAGAUUUACAACAGUAUGACGAACUUAAAGCCAAGCAUGCAGCCGGACAAAGGGCAUCGGCACAACGCACGAAAGAGAAGAAGAAAACGGAAAACAUUUACAUUCAAUGA
Molecule: messenger RNA, 585 nt
Organism: Meira miltonrushii
Lineage: Eukaryota; Fungi; Basidiomycota; Exobasidiomycetes; Exobasidiales; Brachybasidiaceae
Exons: 2
Coding region: 1-585 (194 amino acids)
Source: RefSeq, a predicted model, not a curated record